Elephantulus edwardii (Cape elephant shrew) is the source of this 707-nucleotide messenger RNA. It is a transcript of the gene RAB4A, whose product is annotated as RAB4A, member RAS oncogene family. Gene Ontology annotation, molecular function: GTP binding; GTPase activity. Bases 40 to 696 code for a protein of 218 amino acids. The record is from RefSeq and is a predicted model, not a curated record. Gene Ontology annotation, cellular component: postsynaptic recycling endosome. Gene Ontology annotation, biological process: regulation of endocytosis; Rab protein signal transduction. The transcript is spliced from 7 exons. Lineage: Eukaryota; Metazoa; Chordata; Mammalia; Macroscelidea; Macroscelididae.
UGCAGCCAGUGACAAGGGAAGAGGUGGCACUGCUUCAAGAUGUCACAAACAACCAUGUCCGAGACUUAUGAUUUUUUGUUUAAGUUCUUGGUUAUUGGAAAUGCAGGAACUGGCAAGUCUUGCCUCCUUCAUCAAUUUAUUGAAAAGAAAUUCAAAGAUGACUCAAAUCACACUAUAGGAGUUGAAUUUGGUUCAAAGAUAAUAAAUGUUGGCGGUAAAUAUGUAAAGUUGCAGAUAUGGGAUACAGCUGGACAAGAACGAUUCAGGUCUGUGACAAGGAGUUAUUACCGAGGCGCAGCUGGAGCUCUCCUUGUCUAUGACAUCACCAGCCGAGAAACCUACAAUGCGCUUACUAAUUGGUUAACAGAUGCCAGAAUGCUAGCCAGUCAAAACAUUGUGAUCAUCCUCUGUGGGAACAAGAAGGAUCUGGACUCAGAUCGAGAAGUGACUUUUCUAGAAGCCUCCAGAUUUGCUCAAGAAAAUGAAUUGAUGUUUCUGGAAACAAGUGCGCUGACAGGGGAGAACGUGGAAGAGGCCUUUGUGCAGUGUGCAAGGAAAAUCCUGAACAAGAUUGAGUCAGGUGAGCUGGAUCCAGAAAGAAUGGGCUCAGGCAUCCAGUAUGGAGAUGCUGCCCUGAGACAGCUCAGGUCCCCACGUCGAGCACAGGCCCAAACUGCUCAGGAAUGUGGUUGUUAAAAUCAGCACAG